Penicillium mononematosum is the source of this 1461-nucleotide messenger RNA. Its product is annotated as cytochrome P450. The coding region runs from base 1 to 1461 and encodes 486 amino acids. Gene Ontology annotation, molecular function: heme binding; monooxygenase activity; oxidoreductase activity, acting on paired donors, with incorporation or reduction of molecular oxygen. The record is from RefSeq and is a predicted model, not a curated record. NCBI's taxonomy places the organism in Eukaryota, Fungi, Ascomycota, Eurotiomycetes, Eurotiales, Aspergillaceae. The transcript is spliced from 6 exons.
AUGGAGUCUGUCAGCCAUCUUCCUGCAAUUUUAUGUUGCUUUCUCGGAGUAUUGGGUCUCCACUUCAUUUAUAAACGUCUCUCUAGUCCGCUCGCACGGCUUCCGGGCCCGGCGAUCUCUAACUGGACCGAUCUUGUCUAUAUACGAUAUUGGUUCGCCGGGAAGGUCCCGUACUAUGUUCACGAUCUGCAUGAGAAAUAUGGUCCAAUCGUCCGAAACGGGCCUAAUAGAGUCGACAUUUGCGACAUCGAUGCCGUGAAGGAAAUACACAAGACUAACUCGCGCUUUCUCAAGUCACCUUGGUAUCGAACGCUCCUACCAAAUGGCAUGGAAAACGUCUUCUCGACCACUGAUCCGCAUUUCCAUUCUCACCGCCGCCGUCUAUUGGCAUCGCCGAUCUCCGACACGUCACUGCAUCAGCAUGAAGAUUUAAUUACAGGCCGGGUGAAAAUGACGAUCUCAAGAAUGGCAGAAGAGAUGCAGGACCGUGGCACAACUGACGUGUUUAAAUGGUGGCUGUUCAUGGCGACAGACAUUAUCGGGGAACUUAGCUUUGGAGAAUCGUUCCGCAUGCUCGAAGCUGGCAAGAAAACCCAGUACACCUUGGAUCUGGAACGGAUCGCAAGCCUCCAACCGAUUCGAACAACAUUCCCUAACCUGGUCUACUUUGGCAAAUAUCUGCCUUUGCCAGUCUUCAAGCGCACCAUAAAAACCGGGAAGCGAAUGAUCUCAUAUACAAGCCAGUCCAUCGACCGAUACAAUAAAAUGAUCACCGAAAAUCCCUCCAACCCGAAGAAGACGCUCUUUACCAAGUUGUUUGACACCGAGAAGGGCGGCCUUACUCCUGAAGAGAUCAAGAAUGAGGCUCAAGGGUACAUCGUUGCAGGAAGUGAUACCACUGCUGUUACUUUGACCUACCUUACCUACGCUGUCUGUGGAAACAAGCAGAUUCGAGACAAGCUGGUUGCCGAGGUGGCAGCGUUGUCUGAGCCGAUCCAUGACAACGACCUUCGGAGUUUGCCUUACCUCAACAUGGUCAUCAGCGAGACCCUUCGUCUUCACACGGCCGUUCCUUUUGGUCUCCCUCGUGCUGUACCUUCAGGAGGGGCUAGUUUCAAAGGAUACUUCCUUCCGAGCGGAGCGACGGUGUCGACUCAGUCUUAUAGUCUACACCGGGACCCGACAGUCUUUCCCGACCCAGACACGUUCAAUCCCGAGAGAUGGGAGAACCCGACCAAGGAAAUGAAGGAUAUUUCCAUUCCAUUCGGCGGUGGAUCGCGCAUCUGCAUCGGAAUGCACCUGGCCCGCAUGGAACUUCGCCUAGGAUCAGCCCUGUUUUUCCGAGAAUUCCGAAAUGCUCAACGAUCCAACAAAGAAGAGAUGACCGAAAAGGACAUGGAAAUGCAAUCCUUCCUCUUGAUGGCACCAAAGGGGCACCGCUGUCUGAUUGAAACGAACUGA